AAAUAAUUUAACACAAAAUGUCUUGGACUCCUUUCGUUGACUCUCAAUUCGUUGCUCCAUCAAAUGGUUUGAUCCAAAAGGGUUUGAUCAUGGGUAGAGAUGGUACUAUCUGGGGUGUUACUGAUGGUUGGGCCGUCACUGCUCAAGAAGCUAAGAAUUUGGCUGGUCAAGUUGCUAAUCCAUCUUCUGUUCCUGCUACUGGUAUUACUUUGGGUGGUGUCAAAUAUAUGGGUUUGGUUGCUGAUGAAGAAAACUUCCAAGGUUUCUCUUCCACAAAGAAGCAAGGCGUAUCAGGAGUUGUCUUGAAGUCAGCUGUCAUUGUUGGUAGUUUUUCUGAACCACACAAGAAUCCAAAUGCUUACUCAUUCUUGAAGGGUGUUGCUGAUUCAUUGGUCAAUGCUGGUACUUUGCAAUAAGCAAUGUAUAUCUCUUAUUAAAUUGUACAUAUAAUGUGAUUUUUAUCA
This is a messenger RNA of Naegleria gruberi, 464 nucleotides long. Its product is annotated as profilin. The transcript has a single exon. Gene Ontology annotation, molecular function: actin monomer binding. Gene Ontology annotation, cellular component: cell cortex. Lineage: Eukaryota; Heterolobosea; Eutetramitea; Acrasida; Naegleriidae. The record is from RefSeq and is a predicted model, not a curated record. The coding region runs from base 18 to 416 and encodes 132 amino acids.